AUGAGUGCGAAAGUGAACAAAUCGGUGGUUGUGUCGAGUCGUGGGUCGGCGUCAGUCCGGCAACAGUACCGCGUUUUGGACGAAAGCGGUCGCAAUCGGCGCAGACGUAACCAAUUGGAUCAGUUAGAGAGGGAUAACUUCCACGACGACCCGCACGCCAACCUCUCGAUGCACAAGAAGGCGCCCAAAUUCGAGGACAACACCAAACAGACCACUCAAACGGUGAGCUCAGCCCAGAGGAGGCAUCAGUUGCCGCGCUCUCGGAUGCUUACCAUCAAUAACCUCAUCGAAGAGGACUCCAAGACUCCGGAAGCCUAUUAUGCCAACUGUGCCGCCCCUCCGCCCACCCCUUACUCCGAGUCCGACAAAAGGGUGUCAUUUGUUCCUCGGCGUCACUUCUGCAGUGUUUGUGGUUUUGUGUCAAACUAUACGUGUGUUAACUGCGGAAUGCGUUACUGUUGUCUCAAUUGCCUUAAGACACACCGCGACACCAGAUGUCUUAAAUGGACCGCUUGA
Molecule: messenger RNA, 516 nt
Organism: Oppiella nova
Lineage: Eukaryota; Metazoa; Arthropoda; Arachnida; Sarcoptiformes; Oppiidae
Source: the annotation of a GenBank genome assembly